AGUUGGGGGACUGGGAGGGAAUCCGACCGGUUUGAGACAAGCAAGAUGGCGAUCAACCUGUUUGUGUCUUUCCCACACCCUGGCGCCCUCCUCGUGGUGUGAUUAAACCAACUGGCGCUGCUACCCUUCUAUCUGACCCUGCCCACCUUAAAUCACCUUGCUCGACCUUACGCAGUAGGUUGGUGUCAUCAUUACCUGCCAAGGUUGCCUUCACCACCACCGCCUGUUCCCGUAGAAGAGAGAAAAAAACUUCGUUUGCAGCCUUAAUUUGAAUAAGACCCCCCUCUCCCUUCCAACUUACCCCGGUGAAGCCAACCAUUGCUCCUGCCAACCUCAACUCAUCGUUCCGCUAAAUCAACACUUCCAAAACCCGCAAGACCUCUUACUGAACACACACGAUUCCUCCAAUCUAGCGGUCACCCACCGAUAAACCGUAGUUCGAGAUGGGCCUCUUCGGCAUGGCAGCGAGCUACCUCGCCUUCUCCGUCCUCCACUUCUUCCAGUUCGUCCUGGCCGUCACCGUAUGCGGCCUCUACGCCGUCGACCUCAACCGCGCUAGAAGUGAAGGGAGCUACACCGACGGGAAAUGGGUCUUUGCUGUCGUGGUCGGCGCCCUCUCCGCCGUAACUGCUCUGCUCUACUUCAUCCCCUUCAUCCUGCGCUUCGCCAUCGUCUGGAUCUGGGAUGCCAUCCUCUUCAUCCUCUGGAUCGCCCUGUUCGGUCUCUUUGGCAAUAUGUACAUCAAGGAGAACGCAGAGGGCGACAGCGGCAUUCAGCGCAUGAAGAACGCCGUUUGGGUCGACUUGGCCAACGCCCUUCUCUGGCUCAUCAGCGCGCUGGCGACUGCCGCCUACUGGUGGAGACAUCGCGAGCGCCGCACCCGCUUCACUGGCCGCGGAAAGGUCUAAACAAACGAUAUUCAAAGCGAAUCAUGGCCUAAUUAACAGGGGGCGACAGAGCUCGUCUACUGAGUAGAUGAAAGUGGGCAGUGUGCGAGUGGACACUCGAGGUGAACGCUCAGGAUCCGGUGAUGAUGUUGUUAUGAGGCCGGUGUUUUGGAGUAUUUAAUUCUGCCGCAAACACGAUACCAGAACCCUGGCGAGGUUUAUCUUGUAUUCUUGCUUUCUUCCCACAAUUCCAACAAACUCUACGAAAGAUCCUAGAGUCAAUCGCCGUCUUUGGACACCAUCAUAUCCGAAUCGGCUGUGAGGUUAAUUCAGAAAAAAAAAUCCGUGGUUGCCGACUUACUUCUCCAUCAUAGGCAUAUGAGACUGUCACCAUAUC
Colletotrichum scovillei is the source of this 1284-nucleotide messenger RNA. RefSeq lists its product as uncharacterized. The transcript has 3 exons. NCBI's taxonomy places the organism in Eukaryota, Fungi, Ascomycota, Sordariomycetes, Glomerellales, Glomerellaceae. Bases 444 to 908 code for a protein of 154 amino acids. The record is from RefSeq and is a predicted model, not a curated record.